This is a messenger RNA of Parus major (Great Tit), 1652 nucleotides long. It is a transcript of the gene MUL1, whose product is annotated as mitochondrial E3 ubiquitin protein ligase 1. NCBI's taxonomy places the organism in Eukaryota, Metazoa, Chordata, Aves, Passeriformes, Paridae. The record is from RefSeq and is a predicted model, not a curated record. The transcript has 4 exons. Gene Ontology annotation, biological process: protein ubiquitination; organelle organization. Gene Ontology annotation, molecular function: ubiquitin-protein transferase activity. The coding region runs from base 30 to 1079 and encodes 349 amino acids. Gene Ontology annotation, cellular component: mitochondrion.
UUGCCGUGGUAACGGCGGGCCUGGCGGCCAUGGAGGGCGGCGGGCGGCCCUCGGCCGCGCAGGCCGUGCUCUUGGCCGCCAGCAGCGCCAUCACCGCCCUGCUCUACUCCGUCUACCGGCAGAAGGCUCGCGUGGCCCGCGGGCUCGAGGGCGCCAGGAAAGUCCGGCUGGACGGGGACCUGCGGGCCGUGCUGCUGGAGGCGCCUGGACGCUGCGUGCCCUAUGCAGUCAUAGAAGGUGUGGUGCGGUCGGUGAAGGAGACCCUGAGCAGUCAGUUUGUGGAGAACUGCAAGGGGGUGGUUCAGAGGCUGACGCUGCAGGAGCACAAGAUGGUGUGGAACAGAACCACCCACCUCUGGAAUGACUAUGAGAAGAUCAUCCACCAGAGAACCAACACCACCCCCUUCGAGCUGGUCCCCGCCGAGGACGGCGCCGGCGUCACCGUGCGGGUGGUGAAGCCUCUGGAGGCCGCUGAGCUCAGCCUGGAGACGGUGUAUGAGAAAUUCCACCCCUCUGUCCAAUCCUUCACGGAUGUCAUCGGCCACUACAUCAGCGGGGAGCGUCCCAAGGGGAUCCAGGAGACGGAGCAGAUGCUGAAGGUGGGCACGGCCCUGACCGGGGUGGGAGAGCUGGUGCUGGACAACGCCACCAUCAAGCUGCAGCCCCCGAAGCAGGGCAUGCCUUACUACCUGAGCUCCCUGGAUUUCGAGUCCUUGCUGCAGAAACAAGAGUCCAGCGUCCGGUUUUGGAAAAUCCUGACCGUCGUUUUCGGCUUUGCCACCUGCGCCGUCCUCUUCUUCCUGCUGCGGAAGCAAUACCGGCACCACCGCGAGAGGCAGCACCUGCGGCAGAUGCAGGAGGAAUUCCGGCAGGCCCAGGAGCGCCUGAUGAACACGGAGGGCGGGGAGAUUCUCAAAAACGCCUGCGUGGUCUGCUUGAGCAGCACCAAAUCCUGCGUUUUCCUGGAGUGUGGCCACGUCUGCUCCUGCCACCAGUGCUACCAGGCACUUCCCGAGCCCAAAAAGUGCCCGAUCUGCAGGCAGGGCAUCACCAGGGUGGUUCCCUUGUACAACAGUUAAUUUUUUUGUGAUUCUCUGGCGGGGAGAUUCUGGAUUUAAAGCUGCUGCUGGCAAAGGGGUUUUGUCACCUUGGAUUUUGGGGAAGGGGAGGGAGCUUGAAGAAAGGGGUGCUUCAGCAGGGGGGCUGAAAAGGUGACUCUGCAGCUGCUCAGGGCUCACGCUGUGCUCAGGGGUGUUUUUGGGAGAUGAUUCCUUGCAGAGGGUGAGGUGCUCGGGGAGAGAUGCAGUUCGAGGCUCUUCUGUUAAGGUUUGGACUCCCAGGCUUUGUGUCAUGGUUACAGAGCCUGUGGCCCCUUACCCAGGUGAUAAAAACACGGGGGAAACAAAAAUAAAAUAUAUGAAGGGUUCUGAGAGGCUGCAGGGUUCCUGUGAGGCUGCCAGAGGGGGCUGCAAGGCCCAGCAGAGCAGGAGGGGCUGUCAGAGAGCUCAUACCAGGGGUUGUGAACUCAGGUAAUUCUGUGAUCCCCCCAAAAUGGCUUUGUCACAGCAGGAUGUGAGGAUGCUGUGGCUGAUGGCUGUGCUUGGCUUGGGACAGCAAACAGGGUGUGAAGUAAUAAAAUAAGAUGAAAAGCG